AUGAACCAAAAGCUGCCGACUCUCCGAGCGGGCGGUGUAACCUCUCGCGCCGACUUAGUUCGAGGUGAUCACAAGUCCGCUCUCGCACCGAGCUAUUUUUCUCACAAUCACUUCAGCUCGCCGCUGGCUGGAACAGACGAUCCGCUAUUAAAGCGCACAAGGGUCACAGUCAAGGUCCUCGAAGGCAAAAACCUGCUGGUGUCCGACCUCCAGACCGGGACAAGUGACCCUAUCACGUUCUUGUGGGUCAGCUCUACCGAAAGCGGCUACGUCGACUUGAAGCAUGACAGGCGUGUUCAGUCUACAGAGGUUCGUAAGCACACCGUCGACCCAGUCUGGGACGCCGAGUUUGUGUUUCCGUUGGAAGUCCAAUCUGUGGAAGAUGUUUUAAGCGGACGAAUCAACAUACUGGUACGCGAUCACGAUGAUGCCAACGGAGACCUCCACUACAUCGACCUGGGUCGAGUUGAGGUUCCCCUGGAAACAGUUCUCACGGAGGGCAACAUCAUGGCCCACACCCAGCUUGUCCAGCUCCCGGCGAGGUGGUACCCACUGCAGCGAUGCCGAGGCAUGAAGAAGUCACGGGGGGCCUUGAAAAUCGCUGUCGGAUUCUUCGUUGGGUCUGACUGUGUCUUGCUCCGUGAUGAAGACAACGACACCCUUGGACAGGGUCUCGGUUCAGCGGCUCGUUUCGAGCAUCACAUGAAGAGUUUCCGUGGCUGCCGCCGAUCAGAUGGUUGCGGCCGUGCAGCUUCGACGUCGCCACCACGUCGAACUCCCGCCAAUAGUCAAGAGCUGACCGUGCGAGGGGGCACUGUUGUCGUUCGACCGAAGUCGGCUCCAGAAGCCACCACACUCACCUGCCCGAUUCAUCUCCAGAAACGUCCGUUCGAGUUGAAACCCGUCCAACCUCGAAAUCCAUCCGCCGUCUUCCAGAUGACAGGUGCAACGCAGGCUGAAUCGAAAGAUUGGGCUGAAACCCCAACGUCGAAUAUCAUAUUGGCCGAGACCGCUCCUACGGGGGAAAAACGGCCACGAUGGCGAGAUACCUACGGUGUGGCCGCGGCACCCGAUGAGGCGAAGGCAACGUUGUCAUCGGUGGGAUCUGAGAGAGCCGAGUUCAACCAAACCUGUGGCGGGUUGCCAGCAACAUUCUCGCUUGUUCCUGCACUCACGAAACCAAGCCCUAAGCUGUCUCGCCUAGCCGCUAACGCAACACACGAAAACACCGAGAGAGGAAAAUCGCCAGGCCUACCGAUGGGCUGGGACCAACAGGAAGGAGCGACAGUGCGGGCGCACAGAUGGCAGAGAAAACUGCUCGAAUCCAUGCAGAGGCUUGAAACUAGGAGUACCGAAGGGGUAGCGUACGGGGAGCUCCGAGCAAUGGUGCGAGAAGCUUCUUCCGUGCAAGUGGGUCAAGUGGUUACCGCUGCUCGCGGGGUCGGAACGGCUUGCUCGCUGGCGGCUCGGCGGUACACCCUUCGCCUGCUUUCCUGGCUCUGCUGGGAUCAGCCGCGGGCGGCAAGCAGGCACCACGCUAGCAUCGUCUCAUACGUGUUGGAUCGCAUACGGGAUGACGAAACGGCAAGCCUCCACGUUGAACUGGCGCUGUGCAUUGGGGCAGUGGUGCUUUCGGCCCUCCGGGACGGCACGGUUGACCAAUACAUGGUCCAAAUUCGACGCCUAAUACGGCUUGUCGGGGAGCAGAGGAAGUCAGUGCGGGAAUCUGCGGGUGUCUGCUGCGUGGCGUCAGUGCUUCCGCCUUCGCCUCGUGUUCCAGUAGAAGUUGAAACAGGUCUUCGCAGUAUUCACGACGUCCGCCUCGCCAUCGGGCAGGCGGCGGAACGCGGCGGGAUAGCCAACCCUAUGCCGAAGGAGGCGAUACUGCUGCCUGGGGGGCGGGCGGUGAUCGAGCUGGCAGAUGCUGCCGCCGCAGCAUCCUUUUUCGAUCGAUUGUCGGUCACUGCCGCAGGUCUUCCUGCGAAUUGGAACGUCUGUCCGUUUCCUGAGGAUUUUUGCACCGGCGUAAAUCUGGCACAGGCGUCACACCACGCCAGGCUCACUGUGAACAGCGAGGAGAUACUCGCCUCCUUGCUAGAAGCACUCGGCAACGGUCGGUCGGAAGCGACACGAGCGCAGCUGUUCAAUGCCAUGGCAGCGAUGGCGCGUAGCUGCGUCACACACGGAGAUAGUGAGCUACAACCUGAAACCGGUACUCCAAAGAUGGUGGUGGCGACGGCGCCAGGGGUGGUGAGAGGAAUCUCCGCAACGUUCAAGAAAGGUCUCCCAGCCGUCGCACGUGCCGUGCUUGAAGUUCUGAACUGCCCGAUUCGUCGCGCAUACACUUGGAACGAACGCGAGGCCGCGUUUGAGGUGAUAGCUUCUCUUGCUGUCCUCGUCGACCUCCGAGGAGUCGAAGGUCCGCUCGGCGAGCACCGCGCGAAAUUCGUGCAAGGGGCAACCGGAGCCAAGCAUGACUCAGUGGCUGCCGUGAGGGAGGCGGCGAGGAAGUCGCUGGCGGCACUCGAAGCAACAGACGCAGAGGAAGGAACACGAAAAAACCGUCCACGCGUGUUGCCUCAGGCAAGCGUAGGGCCUCACACACGCGGAGAAAAGGGCGCGGGAAUGUCGUUGGCGGGAAUGAGACAGAGACUUCGCCCUGAGAAAACAGGAGAGUCGAAGGCCGUGAGAAAACACCUUGCGAACCCCAAGAUCGACGGGGUUGUUGUGGAAGAUUGGAAGGCGGGGGAAUGUAUGACCGAGCUCCCCCAGGUCAACCUUGAGUCCAAUCAAGAAUCUAGCGAGAUGGACAGUAGGGACCGACGACAACGAGAAGCGGAGGUCCCUGGUGAAAAGAAGUUGACGGCCGGCCGCACAUCGACUGUGUCAUCAGUAGAGAGUUGCCCCUCGUCCAGUAGAGGCAACGACAAACAAGACACGCCGUCAUCCUCGGCCAGUGAGGGCUGCGGUAGCGACCGCCGAAGGGGACUAACACAUGCGGUGAAUACUAGGAACCCCGGAGAACAUGAUCCGAGUAGCGGAGACUUGGAGCGGAAGGGAAACAUGACGAGCGAGGAGGAUCUCCCGACCCUGAACAAAAAAGAUGGCGAGCCAGGCAAACAGGCAGAGAAAGAAAACGGUGCCCCGCUUCAACAACGGGGUACGCCCAUGGAGACCCUUGUUGCUCAACCUAUUCCGCGGCCAAUUCAGACGGCGCCGGCAUCGACCGUGCAAAGCAUCGAGGUCGCCGUCCAAGGAAUGGCACCGCCAGAGAAAAAAGACCUGGAAACACUGUCGAAUGAGACUUCGAGGGCGGGGGCUACGACACUGGUGCAGCGACACGUGCGAGACGGCGUGCAAGUAGACACCGUUCGUCUCCUGAGGCAUCUUGAUGACAAGACGAAUGGCAUUGUCAGCAUUCUCGACGGUCUGGAUCGAAGACUUGUGGGAAUGGAGAAACUCCUGAUGUCAAAGGAGCAAAUUUGUACUGCUGCCUCGCCGAUGCGCUCACCUGCCUCACGGAAGCUGAAACGGCCGAGGGUAAGCCGCAACGCAGAGCCUGAGAAGAGGAGCGCGCCGAACAAGACCGGCACAUCCAGGAACACCGACCCUAAAUGCACCGACAAAGAACUCGGUGCAAGUGCCACCUCCAAGAAACUCCCUACUCGCCGAACCACAAGACUUAGACGAGACGUUGGACAGCUGGUGAAGUGUGGGGAGAUCGAGCACGCAUUUCGAACGGUUUUGUCUUCUGGGACCGAGCGUGACGUGUUGUGGCUGAUGGGGAGCGCUGGGGGUCCGGACUUGUGCAGGCAUCGGCUAGGCAUGGAAACUCGUGAUCGUCUGUUCGCGUUUGUGGCGAGGGUGGUCUCGGGAGGGAAAUACGCGGAGCAUGCGCUUCCGUGGGUGUUUGAAUUGGUCAGGUCGGGAGAAGCGAAGGGGCUUCCUCUAGCGGUGCGGAUGCAGUUGGCGGGUGCUCUCCAUGGGUUGGCCGCUAGUCCCACCGACCAUGGCGUCAUGGCGGCCAGACUGGGGCCAUAUCUUUCCCUGGUAUCCUUGGGGCGACCGUCCAUGUCUGAUACCACUGAAGGGGGGGGGGUAUUUGGUAGCAUGGGACUGGCAAGUGGGGCAUAG
This is a messenger RNA of Ectocarpus siliculosus, 4134 nucleotides long. The record is from the annotation of a GenBank genome assembly. Lineage: Eukaryota; Phaeophyceae; Ectocarpales; Ectocarpaceae.